AUGAGUGAUUGCGUUCAAGUGAAUUUGCGGAUUACUACAAAUAGUAAUCAAGGUGGCCGAAAAUAUAUGGAGGACACAUAUGCUAUUGCUCUUCAACGUUUAAAUCCAUUAGAUAAAGAAAGUCCAAUAUCAUUAGCUUAUUUCGGCAUAUUUGAUGGUCACGGUGGAAAAGAAGCUGCUGAAUUUGCUCGUCAAAACUUAUGUCAACAUAUUCUUGAACAAGAUGAUUUUUGGUCAGAAAAUUCCAAUGAUAAACAAAUACUAUCAGCUAUUCGAAAAGGUUUUCUUUCAUGUCACAAUGAUAUGUGGAAUCAUGUUGAAAAAUGGACAAAAACAUCAUCUGGUUUAACAAGCACUUCAGGUUGCACAGCAAGUGUUGUAUUUGUACGUGGAAAUAAAUUAUAUAUUGGACACGUUGGAGAUUCAUCGAUUGUUAUAGGUGAAGGUGCAGCACUAUAUAAAUGUUGGAAAGCAAAUCGUAUAACACGUGAUCAUAAACCAGAGGAUCCACUUGAAUUAAAGCGUAUACGUGAAAGUGGUGGAAACGUUCUUUGUAAAGCUGGUGUUCAUCGAGUUGUUUGGAAUAGACAAAAGUCAGUUACAUCAUCAAAUUAUUAUCGCAACGAACAUGUUAAAACAGCAUAUGAAUAUGAACAAAUACCAUUUUUAGCUAUAUCACGCGCAUUAGGAGAUUUAUGGAGUUUAAAUAAACAUACAAAUCUUUAUUCUGUGUCACCGGAACCUGAAUUAACAGUUAUUGAAAUUGACCCAAAUAAACAUCGAUGUUUAAUAUUAGCUAGUGAUGGACUUUGGAAUAUGAUAACACCAGAAGUAGCAGUGGAAAUUGUCAGAAAUUGUGAUGUUAAAACCGAACAAAUGAUUUUGAAUUCUGAGGAUGAUGAUGAUCGUCCAUUUCGUAAUCCAUCACAUGAACUUGUACAAAAAGCAUUAGUUUCAUGGAAAGAAAGAAUGUUACGUGCUGAUAAUAUAACUUGUAUUACAGUUAUGCUCGAUCCACCGGGACCACCAUUUAGUGAAUGUAUUUUGAAUAAGAAAAAACAAAUGUCUUCGUCAACAUAUUCACUAUGUACGGAUGGUACAAUCGAAGUAGAUCAAGCAUCACCUAUGAUUACAGGUGAAACGCCGCAAAGACCUAAACGUGUUGGACAACGCAAAGAACAUAUUCUUGCACCAAUAUCUAAUGGAUCGACACCUGUACGAACUCCCAAAAGGCCUGCAUCAGAUGAUAUAACUGAAAUGCUCGAUGAUACACCGCGUCGUAAAAUAAUAAAAAUCAAUCAACAAAAAGAAAAUAAUACAGCACCUUGUUUAAAAAGUCAACUUGAAAUUCUUCCAGUUCCUUCUACAAAUAGUGAAGAUGAUGAUCAAGAAUUUUCGUCUUUAACUCAGCAAACAAAUAAAAUAUCAACAUUUGAUGAUGAUUUAGCUCGAAAAGUUGAACAAUGUUUUCGUAAUAAUACUAAAGAACAACAAUCUGUUGUUGACAUGAUGGAAACUGAUGAAUCAAAUCAACCAAAUAAUCUGAAUAAUAAUAAUAAUAAACAAAAAUCUUCUACACGUCGUCGGUCUCGUUUUCGUUUUUCAUUUUCAAAUAAUCAUAAUUCAUCUGAAGAAGACGAAGAAGAAGAAAUAGAAACAGAUUCAAAAAGACAAUCUCGUUUAUUUCGAACGCUUUCAGCUUCGAUAAUAAAUCAUGAAAAUGAAACUACAAUGAGUUCAUCACGUCGACGUAAAUCAUAUAGUACAACUGGAUUAGCAAAUGAACUGAAAAAUAUUCCAAACAAUACAAAUACUACUAUUACUACUACGAUUACUAAAAAUAAUUGUACUGAACAACCAACAAACAUUGAUAAGAAAUCAACAAAAAUAAAAUCAUCAUUAGCUAAUCGUGUGAAACGAGUGUUUUUCCGUCCACAUUCGUAG
Messenger RNA from Rotaria socialis, 1944 nucleotides. Lineage: Eukaryota; Metazoa; Rotifera; Eurotatoria; Philodinida; Philodinidae. The record is from the annotation of a GenBank genome assembly.